CUGUUGAAUCUGCUCACUAAAGUUCUCUCGAUGGCCGAGCAUUUGUACUUUGCCAAUAUCGAAACGUCAACCGUUGAUACCGACUUUUGACCAAUAUUGCUGGCUAGGCCCUUCGACAUGCUGCCUUGACGACCUCAUGGAACAUUGGACUUUGGCUGCCUGGCAUAAUCCUAAUUUCUUUCGUCACUAUCACAUGGGGACCUGGGGUAAAGAUAGAGCGCGGCCUCACCCUUCCGCGAGCCCGCCCUCAUCUUCGAUGCAUGUUUCUUACAAAUUACGGCACUAUUGGCAGAUAAACGCUGCGGAUUGGGUUAUGCGUAUCUCUUUUUCUUCGCGAAAACUCCUUCCCCCGGACCACCCCAGAGACGCAGAGACGGCCGCCGCCCCCUCCUCACCCUUCCUUUCCCGUCCACGACCACCCAACCCCGGGGCGGGAAAAGGAGGGCUGCUGACCAACAACCCCGGUUCGAAAUCUCACACCGAGACGGGAGUCCCCGGAACCGGUCAGCGCGAUGGGAUGUCAUUCCCGCCCGCUCCCCUCCAUGUGACGGUGACAUGCCAUGUCGAAUUGUCGAUGAAGCGUGAACGGGCGCACAACGCCCCGCUAUUGAUGCCGGGGACAAGAGGAAACGUGAUUUUGAGUUUCUCGAUUGCAAAAGUCGAUUCUUUCCACUGGGAGCAGGAUUUCCACCACGCAUCCCGAGGCUUCUGCCGACCGAGGGUAUGUCUGGGGUCGGUCCGAAGGUUGUCAGUUGGCUCUUAUUUGUAGCCUCAUGGAGUUAACACAUGGCUUACUGACUUACUGAGUGAGGUUCCCGGGCUGAAGACAUAUCGCCGAU
Colletotrichum godetiae is the source of this 839-nucleotide messenger RNA. RefSeq lists its product as uncharacterized. The transcript has a single exon. Bases 137 to 769 code for a protein of 210 amino acids. NCBI's taxonomy places the organism in Eukaryota, Fungi, Ascomycota, Sordariomycetes, Glomerellales, Glomerellaceae. The record is from RefSeq and is a predicted model, not a curated record.